AUGAUACCUGAGAAAACAGUCGUGACAGAAACAAAAACUAUCAGUUCAAUAACGGUAGCCGUUUCUGUUGGAAUAGUAGUGCUCCUUAUCAAUAUCAUCUUCGUACCUAUUGUGUGGAAUGAGAUCACUUCCACAUGGGAAGAGCUCGACCGAGAGCUACGAAACAUUGAGGUCAUGAGAACGGCCGUGAAAGAAACACUUGAACAGAUUCCAACACAGUUAACGAGGCAGGUCAGGGAAAUAAUAAGGUGAGG
Messenger RNA from Strongylus vulgaris, 254 nucleotides. The record is from the annotation of a GenBank genome assembly. NCBI's taxonomy places the organism in Eukaryota, Metazoa, Nematoda, Chromadorea, Rhabditida, Strongylidae.